AUGCUCCCAAGAACAGCCCUGCGCCGGAUUACUCGACCACACCCUUCUUUGAACGCGCAAACGACAGUUGUACGACAUUUGUCCCAUGUUUCGGUUCGACCAUCACUUACAGCACUUGGGAAACGGCCAGCCCUAUCGUCUGCUUCUGCUACCUCUCCUUUCGUCGCCUCAUCGAGGAGUCUAUCUUGGACCCCAUGGCGGCCCUCAACUCCUUCGACCGAAGUAGCCAACGAUCACUCAGCCGCCUCAACAUCUACCUCUAGCGCUUCACCUUCCUCUCACGAACCUAUUUUAUCAGAGUCACAUCCCGAUCUGACAUCAUCCACCUCUUCUGUGUCUUCAACAUCUUCUCCGGCUGCAUUACCCGAUCCCCUUUCUUCACCUUCUUCCUCACUCUCAUCGUUAGACCCCUCACUUCUACCUCAACCUCCAGCGGAUGCUGUCACACCUACUCUGGCAGAUCUCAUACUGAACUCCGGAAAACCAUUAGAAGAAGUUUUGAACUCUCCAGAAGCUGUGCAUGCUGCUAUGCAAGUAUCGGAUUUAAAAUUGUUAGGAUAUGAACAUGGUUUCUUUAGUAUCUCGGGUUGGUUCACAGAUGCUAUCGUCGGAAUACAUACUACAAUAGGUCUACCAUGGUGGGCAACUAUCGCCUCUAUCACCGUUGCCAUCCGUCUUGCUCUUUCCCCAAUUCUUGUAUCCACUCAAAAGCAUAACGUGCGACUGGCCGCCGUCAACCCUCAGAUCCAAGGUCUGAUGGAGAGAGCUCAAGAAGCCAAAGCAAAGAACGACAUACAUGCUCAAGCCUUACUCGGUCAAGCUAUGCGACAAUUGAUGAAAGAUUAUAAUGUCAAUCCUCUUAGGGCCUUACUUCUACCCGCUGUUCAGUUACCUAUCUUCUUGACAUUCUUCAAUAUCAUCCGAGGAUUGGCACAUCUACCUUUACCCCAAUUGAAGGAAGGUGGUAUAGGGUGGGUUACCGAUCUUACCCAAGCGGAUCCUUAUUAUAUUCUCCCUCUCACUUCCCUACUUUUCACGAAUCUGGUUUUCAAGUUUGGUGCGGAUGGAAUGGGAACCGCUCAAAAGGCUGGCUCACCUGAAAGAACAGCACACAUCAAGAAUUUCAUCCAGAUGACCACUCUUGCAUCCCUGCCUGUAGUGUCAUUUUUCCCUGCUGCGAUCCUGUUCUACUGGACAUUUUCGACCGGUUUCACUCUUCUUCAAUCAAUGGUUUUACGACAACAAUUCGUCAAAACCAUGCUUGGCAUUCCUACACCGCCUAAAAUACCACCUCCUCCAGGAGAGAAGGAUUUCAAAGAUCCCAAUUGGCUUGACACCCUGAAAGCUGCCAAAGACUUCGUACAGGGCAAUUAUGAGAAAGCGCAAGUGAUGAGUAAUGAGAGACAAGCGGAACAGAUGAGGGAGCAAGCGUUAUUGUCAAAGAACAACCAUUCAGCUCAAGUGAAACACGUAGAGAGGAUCAAAGAGAAACCUGCAACUUCUGCUCCAUCGUCCGCAGAAAUUCUUGCAUCUGCUCAACCUCAGCAGUCUGCCCAAUCAACACGUUCCAAAGCAUUGAGUCCCAGAGAAGCCGAGAAGCAGAGGAGAGUAGAGGCAGCGAGAAGAAAGAGGCUUGGGCAAUAG
Molecule: messenger RNA, 1644 nt
Organism: Kwoniella shivajii
Lineage: Eukaryota; Fungi; Basidiomycota; Tremellomycetes; Tremellales; Cryptococcaceae
Exons: 5
Coding region: 1-1644 (547 amino acids)
Biological process (GO): protein insertion into mitochondrial inner membrane from matrix
Cellular component (GO): mitochondrial inner membrane
Molecular function (GO): membrane insertase activity
Source: RefSeq, a predicted model, not a curated record